AUGUCUUCUCCAUUCAAAAACACCCCAGUUGGGAAUGACAGACCUUCAAGUUCUUCACCACCACCUUCUUCUUUGGGAACUGGAUUUGGGAGUAGUAUGGCUGUCAAUAACGAUUCGCAAUCUAUCAUUGAUCCACAGUUCCCAAGUUCCUCUCAACCUAUGGGUAAUAUGAGUGGCAUUGGUAUGGAUUCGACACAAUUCAGUUCGCAGCGUCAAUAUAAUGCUGAAUCUCCACUACCUGAUGACCUACCUAUCCAAGGUAUGAGAAGAAAGAAUAUCAAUCACAUUAAAAAAGUUGACGAUGUAACAGGUGAAAAAGUUCGUGAAGCUUUUGAGCAGUUUUUAGAAGAUUUUUCAAUAACCAAUGAUGAAGGUGAAGUAGACAAAGUAUAUUUAACUCAAAUUGAAUUUAUGAAGAUUUACUAUCUAAAUACCAUUUAUAUUGAUUAUCAACAUUUAUCUUCAAGAGAAAAUGGCGCAUUGGCUAUGGCUAUUUCAGAACAAUAUUAUAGAUUUUUACCUUUCUUACAAAAGGGUUUAAGAAGAAUUAUUAGAAAAUAUGCAAAUUCAUUACUUGUUGAUACUGAGUCACAUCAUAUUGAUGAAAUCGAAGGAGAAAGUCAGGAAGAUAGGACAAUUCGCCUUUCAUCUGUUACGAAUACAGAUGGAGCUUCAGCAGAAAGUCACAAAACAAAAAUAUCAGGGGACUCGGUAACCACUGGCUCUUUACGUCAAGUUGAUCGUAUUUUCCAAAUUAGUUUUUUCAAUUUACCAAUUGUUAAUAGAAUUCGUGAUAUUAAAUCAGAAAAGAUUGGACAUUUGUUAUCCAUAUCGGGUACUGUCACAAGGACUUCAGAAGUUCGUCCAGAAUUAUACAAAGGUAGUUUUACCUGUGAUGUUUGCCGUGCCAUUGUUGAUAAUGUUGAUCAAGCAUUCAAAUAUACAGAACCUACAUUUUGCCCAAAUCCUUCAUGUGAAAACAGAUCAACUUGGACACUUAAUGUCUCACGUUCUAAAUUUUUAGAUUGGCAAAAGGUCAGAGUACAAGAAAAUGCAAACGAAAUUCCAACCGGUUCUAUGCCCCGUACUUUAGAUAUCAUUCUAAGAGGUGACUGUGUUGAAAGGGCAAAACCUGGUGACAGAUGUAAAUUUACAGGUACAGAAAUCGUGGUUCCUGAUGUUACUCAAUUAGGUUUACCUGGUGUCAAAGCUAGUUCUUCACUUGAUUCAAGAGGUGUUAGUAGAUCUUCAGAAGGUCUAAAUACUGGUGUGACUGGUAUUCGUGGACUGGGUGUACGUGAUCUAACAUACAAGAUUAGUUUUUGGUCAUGUCAUGUUGUUAGUAUUGGUUCUAAUGUUAAUAGCCAAGAUCCAGCUGGUCAACAAAAAUCUGAAAAUCUGAUAAAUUACAUGAGUAGCGCAAAUGUGUAUGAAGAAUCAUCAGGUGUUCAAUCGGUCUUCUUAAAUAGUCUUAACUCGGAUGAGAUUAAUGAACUAAAAAACAUGGUUAAAGAUGAACACAUUUAUGAUAAAUUAGUAAGGUCUAUUGCUCCAGCUGUUUUUGGACAUGAAUCUGUUAAAAAAGGUGUCUUAUUACAACUGUUAGGUGGUGUUCAUAAGAGUACAGUUGAAGGUAUAAAAUUAAGAGGUGAUAUCAAUAUUUGUAUUGUCGGUGAUCCAUCAACAUCUAAAUCUCAAUUUUUGAAAUAUGUGACAAGCUUUGCCCCAAGAUCAGUAUAUACCUCUGGUAAAGCUUCAUCGGCAGCUGGUUUAACAGCUGCCGUCGUAAGAGAUGAAGAGGGUGGCGAUUACACGAUCGAAGCUGGUGCUUUAAUGUUAGCUGAUAAUGGUAUUUGUUGUAUCGAUGAAUUCGACAAAAUGGACCUUUCCGAUCAAGUUGCUAUUCAUGAAGCCAUGGAACAACAAACUAUAUCUAUUGCUAAAGCUGGUAUCCAUGCAACCUUGAAUGCCAGAACAUCUAUAUUAGCAGCUGCUAACCCAAUCAAUGGUAGAUAUAAUAGAAAACUAUCAUUAAGAGGUAAUUUAAAUAUGACAGCUCCAAUUAUGUCCAGAUUUGAUUUAUUUUUUGUUAUUCUAGAUGACUGUAAUGAAAAAAUUGAUACAGAAUUAGCUACGCAUAUUGUUGAUUUGCAUAUGAAAAGAGAUGCUGCAAUUGAUCCGCCAUAUACAGCAGAUCAAUUACGUCGUUACAUUAAAUAUGCUAGAACGUUUAAACCUAUUUUAACUAAGGAAGCUCGUGACUUCUUAGUUUCUAAAUAUAAAGAAUUAAGAAACGAUGAUGCUCAAGGUUAUAGUAGAUCGAGUUAUAGAAUUACAGUUAGACAGUUAGAAAGUAUGAUCAGACUAUCAGAAGCUAUAGCUAGAGCAAACUGUAUUGAUGAGAUUACGCCUGCAUUUGUUGCUGAAGCGUUUGAUUUAUUAAAGCAAAGUAUUAUUAGAGUUGAUGUUGAUGAUAUCGAAAUAGACGAUGACGAUAUUGAAGAAGCUGGCAAAACUGAAAACAAUAACAAUCAAGAUGGAGGUGACAGUAAUAAUGAUAACAAUAGUAGAGAAGCCAGCGCUGACGAUAAGCAAGAUGGCGAUAACGAUGAUGAUGAUAAGACUAAUGGUGAUGAUCCUAAUAAUCGUGGUAGUAGGUCUGCCAUUGAUAAUGGUGGCAGUGGUAGCACUACUACUACUAGAAAGAAGAUUUCAAUCACUUAUGAUAAAUAUAUUUCAACUAUGAAUUUGAUUGUACGUAAAAUUGCUGAAAUUGAAAAAGCCGAUACAAAUGAAAAUGUUGAAGGAAAUCAAAAUUUCGGAUCAAACAUUAAUGAACAAUUAACUGGUAAUUCAAUUGUUGAUUGGUAUUUAUCACAAAGACAAGAUGAAUUUUCCGAUGAACAGGAAUACUGGGAAGAAAGAAAAUUAACAUUCAAAAUAAUGAAAAGAUUAGUUAAAGAUAGAAUCUUAAUGGAGAUUCAUGGUACAUCUACGAAUUUGAACGAUGUGAUGGAUAUUGAUUCAAUUAACGCUGUGAACAAUUCUAAUGUUGAUAGAGAAAAAGUCGUUUACGUGAUACAUCCAAAUUGUGAAAUUUUAGAUAUAUUAGAUCCUCAAGAUGUCAUUAACGAUAAUGAACUAAUUCAAAAUGACACAAAAACAGUUUAA
Molecule: messenger RNA, 3171 nt
Organism: Tetrapisispora phaffii CBS 4417
Lineage: Eukaryota; Fungi; Ascomycota; Saccharomycetes; Saccharomycetales; Saccharomycetaceae
Gene: MCM6
Product: MCM DNA helicase complex subunit MCM6
Exons: 1
Coding region: 1-3171 (1056 amino acids)
Biological process (GO): mitotic DNA replication; DNA replication initiation; double-strand break repair via break-induced replication
Cellular component (GO): MCM complex; nucleus
Molecular function (GO): single-stranded 3'-5' DNA helicase activity; single-stranded DNA binding; ATP binding
Source: RefSeq, a predicted model, not a curated record